Molecule: messenger RNA, 2286 nt
Organism: Diospyros lotus (date-plum)
Lineage: Eukaryota; Viridiplantae; Streptophyta; Magnoliopsida; Ericales; Ebenaceae
Product: L-ascorbate oxidase homolog
Exons: 8
Coding region: 236-1864 (542 amino acids)
Molecular function (GO): oxidoreductase activity; copper ion binding
Source: RefSeq, a predicted model, not a curated record
GAUUGUAAUUUCAAUUUGUAUGUAUGUUUAAUCUUGUUAGUUAAUUUCCCUCUUCCUGUACUGCACUUUGAAUAGCCAUCCAUCCAUCCCACAUCAUUCACUUUUCCCUCUACCCCCUCCCUUCCCCUUUCCCACCUCUUUUUAAGUAUACUGCUACCACUCCUCACACCUCUCCUCCACUGUCUCUCUCUCUCUCUCUCCCUCCCUCCCUCCCUCUUCCUAUACGCUGCUCAAAAUGCAGCUAAAUUUGGUGGUCAGGCUAUGGGUCACUGUGGCGGCGCUCCUUUUAGCCAUUGCUGGAGCUGAAGAUCCGUACAGGUUCUUCAACUGGAAUGUCACUUACGGAGACAUCUACCCUCUCGGUGUUCGCCAACAGGGCAUUCUCGUCAAUGGCCAAUUCCCAGGCCCUGAUAUCUACUCGGUUACCAACGACAAUCUCAUCGUCAAUGUGUUUAACAGCUUGGAUGAGCCCUUUCUCCUCUCCUGGAGUGGGAUUCAACAGAGGAGGAAUUCCUAUGAAGAUGGAGUCUAUGGAACAACAUGCCCAAUUCCUCCAGGCAGGAACUUCACUUACAUCCUCCAAGUGAAGGACCAAAUUGGAAGCUUUUACUAUUUCCCUUCCCUUGCGUUCCACAAGGCCGCCGGCGGCUUUGGGGGCAUCCGAAUCCUCAGCCGGCCCAGAAUACCCGUCCCCUUCCCCGACCCUGCUGGCGACCACACCAUCCUCAUCGGGGAUUGGUACAAAUCUAAUCACACGGAUUUGAAGACAAAAUUAGACCGAGGCAAGAAGCUACCGUUUCCUGAUGGCAUUCUUAUCAAUGGCCGUGGGCCUAAUGGUUUUUCCCUCACAGUUGAACAGGGAAAGACUUAUCGGCUUAGAAUAUCGAACGUCGGAUUGCAGAAUUCACUCAACUUCCGGAUUCAAAACCACAAGAUGAAGUUGGUGGAGGUGGAGGGAACACACACUCUCCAAACCACCUACUCUUCCUUGGAUGUUCAUCUUGGACAAUCUUACUCGGUUUUAAUCACUUGUGAUCAGCCAGGCCAAGACUACUACAUAGUUGUCUCUACCCGUUUCACCUCUCAGGUCCUCACCACCACUGGCGUUCUUCACUACAGCAACUCUGCGGGUCCGGUCUCUGGGCCACCUCCCGGUGGCCCGACCAUUCAGAUCGACUGGUCCAUCAACCAAGCUCGAUCCAUCAGGACUAAUCUGACAGCCAGCGGGCCGAGGCCUAACCCGCAAGGCUCAUACCACUAUGGGCUCAUAAACACAACCAAGACCAUCAGGCUGGCCAGUUCUGCUGGCCUCAUCAAUGGCAAGCAAAGAUACGCAAUCAACAGUGUCUCCUUUGUGCCGGCAGACACUCCUCUCAAGCUGGCAGACUUCUUCAAGAUCAGCGGCGUUUUUCGCGUCGGAAGCAUAGCCGAGAACCCUUACGGUGGCGGAAUGUACCUUGACACGGCGGUGAUGGGCAUCGACUACAGGGCAUUCAUUGAAAUUGUUUUUGAAAACUACGAGGACAUCGUUCAAAGUUACCACUUUGAUGGCUACUCUUUCUUUGUAGUCGGAAUGGAUGGAGGGACGUGGUCGACAGCCAGUAGGAAUGAAUAUAAUCUCCGAGAUGGAGUCGCUCGAUGCACUGUCCAGGUGUAUCCGAAAUCAUGGACGGCCAUUUAUGUAGCGCUGGACAAUGUGGGAAUGUGGAAUCUGAGAUCGGAGUUUUGGGCACGACAGUAUCUGGGACAACAAUUUUACCUUAGAGUUUAUACGGAUUCUACUUCGCUAAGGGAUGAAUAUCCCAUUCCAAAGAAUGCUCUGCUUUGUGGCAGGGCGAGCGGCCGACACACUCGACCCCUCUGAACACUAGAAAGUUCCUAAAUUAGGUAGUAGAAAAAGGGGUCCACGCGGGCACUGCUGGGGGGGGGGGGGGGGGGGGGGGGUACUUGGGUUUGGUUAUUCCUUAUUCGAGGUUUAUUCAAUUCCGUGACAGAGGUAUGAUAGUAGAAUGUUGAGUGACCUUAACUCGAGGUCACAUAUAUUCAUAUAAUAUAUAUACUUAUAUAUUCUUUUAGCUUUCAGUUCUAAGAUUGUAUUCCUUUCCUCGUGCCUCCAUCUCCAUGUUAUUUAAGUUUUCUUUGCAAUAGCUAAAAAGUGGUCUUCGAACUUGGGCGGGUGCGCGCAGCAGCUAUUUUGUAAUGAAUAAUAAUAAAUACUGUGUCGUCUAUGCACUUGUAUUAUUAAUUAUAUCAAUUGCAUCGUACCGUACGUAUGCCAUUUCCUUG